Messenger RNA from Adineta steineri, 1323 nucleotides. The record is from the annotation of a GenBank genome assembly. NCBI's taxonomy places the organism in Eukaryota, Metazoa, Rotifera, Eurotatoria, Adinetida, Adinetidae.
AUGAUACAGGUCAAAUGCCACGCUAUGGGAAGUUACAAUGAAAUAGGAACAAUUCUUCGAAAUCUUUUUCAAGAAUAUUCAACAGCUGAUUGUACGAAAUAUGCAAAUGACGAUGAAGUUUAUAAAUCAUUUCCAUUUGAACUUGAUUUUAAUUCAUCAAAAAGAAAGUCUUCAAAAACUUAUGCAGAGAAAAAUGCAAAUGGGAAUAUUAUUGUGUUAAAUAUUAACAAACAAGAAUAUGUUCCACCAUCGGUUUUUUGUUUAACAGAAUUACAAGAAUUACAUAUACAAAGAACAAAAUUUCGUACGUUUGAUCUUGGAUUACCAAUUGCAAUCGAACGUUUAGCAUCAACACUCAUUAAUCUAACUAUUUCUGAUACACCUAUUAGUUAUCUUCCUGAGCAAAUUGGUAGAUUGAAACGUUUACAAGAGCUCAAAUUAUUGAAUACUAGCCUUAGAAAUCUUCCCAACUCGAUUGGUAAAUUAUCAUCAUUAGUUCAUUUAAAUUUACGUGGUAAUAAGUUAAUAUCAUUACCAUCAACUAUUAUAAAUACUCAUUCAUUGCAAACAUUGAUAUUAAAUAAUAAUGCAGAUCUUCGAUCUAUAGAAGCUCUUAAUGGACAUUCCACGCUAAAAGUCUUGCAAACAGAUAAUUGUCAAAUUGAACGUAUUCCUCUUAAUUUAUCAAAAUUAACAGAUUUAAAGAUGUCCAACAAUAGUCUUACAGAUCUUUCAAAUAUUCAUACAUCAGGUGUCGAUAGUCGCACUCUUCGUCAACGACGACACAUGCCGAGAAAUCAAGUGGGUCAAGAUGUCAAUAAUUAUAUGACAAAUGGUUUUAAUACAAUUCGUGACACUGUAGUUCCAGUAAUUAGUUCUACUGCUGAUCGUCUUUCUCAAUAUUGGGAUCGAUACAAACAGAAUGUUAAUCAAGGUAUCAAUCAAAUUGGUCAAGGCUGGGAUCAAUACAAGCAAAAUGUUAAUCAAGGUUGGAAUCAAUUUACACAAAAUUUCAAUCCACAAUAUCCACUUUAUGAUCAGAGAAACUAUGCAUAUAAUCAGUAUGGAUAUAAUCCUCAACAGUAUCCAGUAAACAAUAAUUAUAAUAUUCCAUCAAAUAUGUAUCAAAAUUACAAUGGUGGACGACAAGGAAAUCCAUAUGUAGCAAAUAAUAAUUAUAACUCGUAUGGAAAUGUUCCAUAUAAUACAGGCAACACAGGAGGACAAUGGUAUCGAAGUUUUGGUAGGCAACAACAGGUUAAUGGUCCUAUUGUACCUUAUCCACCUAUGUAUAAUAAUCAAAGACAAGGAUUACGACGUUAA